AUGAACAAAACCAUUCUUCUUGUUCUUAUCGUUUGCUCUGCUAUAACCACAGUGAGAACAAAUACUGAUUGUGAUAUCUGCAAAUCUCUAGUAUUUGCAGUGCGCUUUGUCACGAAAAUGAAAAUGAGUGUUCCGGUAGGAAAGAUAGUGGAAUACAGAUGCGGGAUAUAUCCACGGGAGGACGAAGUAUUAUUAGCUAAGUGUAGUGAGGUUGGAAAACAUAUAGAGGAAGCGGAGGAAGCGUUGGCAGUUAUCAAAGACGCAGAUAAUGAGGAGUGGAAGAGCGAGACAAAAAUCUGCUUUGAAAAGCUUUCAUAUUGCGACAAACCUGGAACACCAGACGGAGAAACAGGACCAACAACAGAAGAACCAACUGAAGAUGAGGGAGGAAAUGGUGGACCAUCACCAGAAGAACAACCGAAACCAGAAGAAGAACCGAACCCAGAAGGAGAACCGAACCCAGAAGGAGAACCGAAACCAGAAGAAGAAGAAAAUACAACACCUGAACAGCCUGAGUAG
This is a messenger RNA of Necator americanus (New World hookworm), 519 nucleotides long. RefSeq lists its product as uncharacterized. The transcript is spliced from 3 exons. Bases 1 to 519 code for a protein of 172 amino acids. NCBI's taxonomy places the organism in Eukaryota, Metazoa, Nematoda, Chromadorea, Rhabditida, Ancylostomatidae. The record is from RefSeq and is a predicted model, not a curated record.